CUAUCAGUCGGAGUAUCGCGCAGUUAUCGGCUCUUUGUGAAAGGAUAUAGGUCGGCGGCGGACUUGCACAAGCGCAUUGUGUGUGAUCAGGUCUUGAUUUCGAAAGAACAGAGGAGAGAUAACUGACACUAGCACAAUGAAGAGUUUCCUCCCCUGUCUCCUGGUGGUUCUGGCCGCGGCUCCUCUAUUUGCGGCUCCCAUAAAGCCACAGAACAUGACCUUCUACAUGGAAAAUGUUGGAAGUUAUCAAGGCAAGUGUGGGAAAAGAUGGACACUGCCUGUCACCAAUGACUACAAGUACGAGUUAGUGUCCAACGGUCGGGCCGUCGGUGGCAACUGCAGCACCACCGUGGUGCUCCAAAAGUCUACAAAAUGUCUGGACAAAAUCUGCGUCAGAGUGGACGAGUGGACACUGGACGCUAACGUCAUGAACAUCACCUUUACUGGCGAGAAAGAGACGAAAAUUAUGAAGUUUGGAGAUGAAAAGAUGACAGUGAAAUGCUUUGAGGGAAUUAAAGUGGACAUUCAUGUGUUAGAGGAUCAAGCCUACACCAAGAUGUGGGCUGACAACAAGGUCCCAGAUAAACCUUACAGCUUUAAGUUUGCCCUGUACCCUGAGUGUCCGGGUUAUCCUAAAGGGCUCGUAGAAGCUUCCAACAAAGAUUCCAUGGAGUUCAGCAAAGCUGAUGAGCUGGAGGCUGCGACCACGAUGAAUAUCGUCUACGGAGUCAUCGUCGCUAUCAUCAUCUGCUGCAUGUUCCUGGUCCUGCUCCUUAUUACCUACUGCUAUUACAAGAACAACCCCCAGGGACGCAAGAGGAGAAGUCAACCCAAAACAUCCAAACUUGAGGAAACCUUCAGCAAAGAAAAGAAGACGAUGGGCGAGCAGGUAGCUAAGGACAAACGCGUGGAGGGACAUUACAAGAAGACGGAGGACUCAGAGUUACAGCCCCUGGUCUCCUCCGCUGCCCCUGCCGCUGCCGCGGUGGUGACUCAGGACGACCACGGAUCUCCCACCAUCAAGAUCAACGAGGAGCCGGCGGAGGAGAAGGAAGAGAAAGAGGAGAAGAGCGACGAGUAGAGAGAGGACCGUCGUCACCCUGAACCAUUCCUUCUAGAUGAUUAAUUAUCGUGUCAUAAUUAGUAGAGUAAUUAAGGGUUUAAUGUAAUGGAAAAUGAUUUAUUUUGUCGAAGAAAAUUGGGAUAUUUUUCCGAUACUUACUGAUGCAUAAUUUUAAACUUGAUUUGUUGGCAUUGAUCAGGGGUUGUUAAUUAGUGAUAUUCACGAUAUUUUUUUAAAAAUUGUUAUUGAAGUUUUUAAUUAGUCAAUUUUUUUUUUUCACCCUAAUUCUGAAUAUAGUAUAAUUUUGAAAAUGAGUAUUAAUAAAUUUUCAUUUUUUUAAUGAUGAUAUUUUAUAUAAUCAAGAUGUCUUGUUUUAAAAUGGAGGAUUUGAUAUCUAUAGUGUUUUUGUGUUCAGAAGAGAAUUUGAAUGAGAGGUUUGUUUCAAACUUUGAAAGUUAAGAAUCACUAUAAAUCACUAAGUGGUUAUAUUAAUGUAUACUCUGCUCAAGUACGCAAAGCUAAGAGUUACGUAUAUACAACUGAGUAUUCAUUCUCUGUUGAUCAGUCUCUUUGAUAUACAAUGUUAUUUUAUCCAUUUUAUCUAUCAUGCAUUACGUGAUUAUGAAAACAUUAAUUUUAUUGUAUAUCUGGUUGUAUUUUUUUAUCUAAAAAAAUUAUAUUUUAUUUGUGCAUUUAAGGGGGAUAAUAUGCUUUUUCAAUCUAGCUCAGUCAAUGUGUACUGCAGGUUGCGGUAGAUUUCAUCGAUGUUACACACGUCUCAUAAGCAUUAUGGCAUUGUUUUCACACAUACAAUGAAAUUCCUUGUAGAUUUAGGUGCUCUAGUUAGGUUCUAUUGUUAAUACCUGAAUGAUAACUUACUCCUGUGUUAAAGUGUCUCUAUAUUGUGUAUGUAUGUUUGUGUGUUAGAUCCUUGUGUGGUUCAGUAUGUCUGUGAAGAAAAAAAAACUAGGAUUGUUAGCAGAGAGUCCAUGUAGCAGGGAUGGGGAAUACAAACCAAUUUUUUUAUUUUCCAAAUUAAGAAAAAGAGAGUCUUGUUUAUUUACAUCUUUUAUGUAUUCUCUUAACCAUUGAAAGAUUUUGUAUUUUAAAAGUCACCAAGGCAUUAAAUGAUGUUUAUAUUUUUAAUAACGGGAAUUUUUUUUUCUCUUGUUCAUGUUGUGAACAGAAGUCAGUUAUCAGAACAGCAAAUUUAUACUGAUUUUGUAAAAACUUGGAUGCAAUACCCACAUGUGAUUCAGUGAAACCCCAUCCCCACUUUUUCCAUAGUGUAGACUGGUUGUGUAGAUAUUUAGAGUUUAUUUUUUUGGCCUACUUGUGGUAUAUUGAAGUAUAUACAUGUAUUUAGGUUGUAUCAGCAGAUUGUGUCUGUCCAAUCAUCUCCAUCCAUGCUUGAUUUAUUACAAGGACAAUAUUACUGUGUUUAAUACAGAAUGUGCAAUCAGUUUUCGUCAGAUGUUUAUAUUUGUCAACAAGCACACUUUAAGAAAGAUAACUCCUGCAACGUUCAGACAGUCAUUGUUUUUGACUAAGUCUUUCAAUGCAAUUUUUGUAUUGUAUUUCCUUUUGAAUUUUUUUUUUAAAAAGACUCCACAUAAAUCAACAUAUUUUUGGAGUAAAUUCUCUUUUUUGGCUUUUGUUUUACAUAAGAAAUCCAAUCUCUGUAAACAAAUUUCAUAUUUGUGAACUGGAAUAUACUUUUGUUAACAAUAGAAAAAUUUAUUGUAAGAAUUUUUAUUCUGGCAAAAUUGUGUCACAUUUUUGUAUAUAUAACAUCUGGCUGCAAGCGAAGUGGGUGCUUUUACACACUUAUUAAUAAAUUUUUGAUUUUA
Saccostrea cuccullata (small rock oyster) is the source of this 2913-nucleotide messenger RNA. RefSeq lists its product as uncharacterized. The record is from RefSeq and is a predicted model, not a curated record. The coding region runs from base 137 to 1081 and encodes 314 amino acids. NCBI's taxonomy places the organism in Eukaryota, Metazoa, Mollusca, Bivalvia, Ostreida, Ostreidae. The transcript is spliced from 6 exons.